Chara braunii is the source of this 1402-nucleotide messenger RNA. The record is from the annotation of a GenBank genome assembly. Lineage: Eukaryota; Viridiplantae; Streptophyta; Charophyceae; Charales; Characeae.
ACGUUCCAGUCAUCACCGUCAUCGAACGCUUCCACUUCCAUUGCUCGCGAGAUUCUGGGCAUCGGGUCGCGAAGAUGGCGCUGCUGCGGGCAUGUCUCUGCUUACUUGUGGUUUGCCUCGCGGUGGUGCAAGGAGUCUCUGCCACCUGGCCUCUUGUCCAAUCUGGUGACAAUGGACCCAAUGUUAUGGCGGUGCAGGACCUGUUGCAGGCUCACGGUCACUUCCUGACCUCCGAUGGCAUUUUCGGCCCCAUCACCGAAGCUGCGGUGAAGGCGUUCCAGCUAGCGAAUUCGCUCACUGCCGACGGGAUCGUGGGUCCGUUGACUUGGCCGGUGCUCAUCGUCACCGUGCAAUCAGGUUCCUCGGGUGCGGCGGUCCAUGCUGUCCAGUACCUGUUGGCAUACAAACACAACCUGCUGGCUGUUGCGGGCAUUGACAGUCUGUUUGGACCGAUAACAGAAGGGGCCGUCAAGUCCUUUCAGGCUAGCAAAGGUCUCACCCAGGAUGGAAUCGUGGGCCCCUUGACUUGGGAAGCUUUAGUAUCUGGUGAUGCCCCUCCGCCGAGCUCCUUGGGUAGCCAGUGCCAGGUCGUCUUGCCAACUCCCACUGCUGACAUCGGCCCUUGCUCGGAAGAAGCGGCUGCAGCGUUGGCCCCAGAGGCUGGAAGCACAGCAGGUGUUUGUACACCACGGGUGACCCUAACGGAAUGCCAGCUAAGGACUAUUAUGGGGGGGGCGUGCCCUAACUGCAAGUAUUACUACCCCCACCUCGUCAAGGCCAUGGAGCGUUUCGACCUCAACUGCCCGGACCGGAUCGCAGCCUUUUUGGCACAGGUUCGACAUGAAACAGGGGGUCUUGGUACCCUCUUUCAGCCAUCCGAUUGCGGAGCAGGGGGCAUCCACAUGAUCCCCUCCAACUUCCCAAGCUUCUUGUCCGGCGAGGGAGCGCUUGCGGACCUUGUGGCUCAGUUCCAGCAGUAUGGACUGUCGGCGAUCCCGGAAGCCUCCCUGGCAUUGGGCACACCAUGCACUGGCCAAAAGCUCUGUGCUUCCAAACUUGUGCAGCUGCCAGAGAAUGCUUUCGUCACAGCCGCUUGGUGGUUCGCUACAGGAGCCCGAAAGAACAUGGCGCACCUUGGUUGUCAGGACCUUCGUCUGGAUGCGGACGCUGGUCUGGGCACAGCCAGCCCCCCCACAGGGUUUUAUCAGAUUUCUCAGUGCAUCUAUGGGGAUAUUACGCUUCCAGGUUGCGGCAUGGCACAGCGCGUGCAGUACUACAACGACGCCCUAGCGGUGACCAAUCUUAUGAAGCAGUGAAGGAGAGACUGUAUCAGUCUGUAUGGAACAUGGUAGGGCAAUGGUCCUGACUCCUAUUAAGUGCUGGUCACACUGUGAUAGGAUAG